AUGCAUAUUACCUCUUUCCAGUAUGCCCAUACUCGCGCCUUGUACAUCCGUACCGCGAAAAACCGCUUUCCUCCGCCACAACUCUUCUUCAUGUCAGAUUUGUCGUCGCAGCUUUCUGCGUUCAAAAACCGAAUCAGAAGCGGGGCUUCUGUGGCGGUGAAAAGGGCCGUGACGCCAAAGCCGGUCAAGACCCCCGAACCUCCCAAGAGAAGUGGCGAUUCCGACUUGGCCCAAGCCAUCAAGCGCCAGAGACAAAACGACUCGGCGCUUUCUGGCGCCCACUUGUCGACUCGUCUCCAUUUGGCCGUGGAGUACAUCAAGCUGCAAGAUGCGCCUGUGCCCAUUUCGAAGUUGCAGGGCUACCUCUCGUUUGACAUUUCCGAUACGCUUCUUCCCCUCUUGAAGGAGAUUGACCGGAUCAAGUACGAUCCGGCAAACAACACCUUGGAGUACAUGUCGCUUCACAACAUUGGAAACGCCGAGGACUUGUUGAAUUUCUUGCGGCUGCAGCCAACGUUCAAGGGCACGUCAGUCAAGGAGCUCCGUGACGGCUGGUCCGGCUGUUUGGACGCGAUCGCCGAGCUCGAGGAGGAGAACAAGAUCCUUGUCUUGCGCAACAAGAAGGAGAACGCGCCGCGCCUUGUGUGGGCCAAUUUGGGCGGCGAAAUCGGCACGGUGGACGAGGAGUUUGUCGAGAUGUGGUCGAAAAUCCGUGUUCCGGACAGAGACAGCCUCUACCAGGCGUUGAUUGACAACUCGUUGAAGCCUACAGGCGCAGAUCCACACGAGCUCAAGAAAAAGCCCCAGCAGCAGGAGCGCAAGCAGCGGAAAGCCAGACGGGGCAAGAUCACAAACACCCACAUGAAGGGCAUUUUGAAGGACUACUCGCAGCUUGUGUAA
Molecule: messenger RNA, 900 nt
Organism: Clavispora lusitaniae ATCC 42720
Lineage: Eukaryota; Fungi; Ascomycota; Pichiomycetes; Serinales; Metschnikowiaceae
Product: transcription factor TFIIE subunit
Biological process (GO): transcription initiation at RNA polymerase II promoter
Cellular component (GO): transcription factor TFIIE complex
Molecular function (GO): TFIIH-class transcription factor complex binding
Source: RefSeq, a predicted model, not a curated record